Messenger RNA from Physcomitrium patens, 1107 nucleotides. RefSeq lists its product as uncharacterized. NCBI's taxonomy places the organism in Eukaryota, Viridiplantae, Streptophyta, Bryopsida, Funariales, Funariaceae. The record is from RefSeq and is a predicted model, not a curated record.
UCAUUUAAUGAAUUGCGCAGCAGGGUCGGAAUGCUGACGCAAAGGCUAUGUGGGCGCCGCGGCAGAGCGCAACACCAAGUGGCAGCCUCUGCGGGCGCGGAAGAAAGGCUUUGGUCAUAUCUCCGCACACCCACAUGUCUAACCAUUCGUUUGUUGGGUGGCGCGACUUUUUCCGCUUCUCGAGGUUGGCGCAUGGCCUGUUGCCUAGCCCUCACAAUCCUACUGGCUCCACAGAUGAAUAUAAGUGAUAUGCAUCCAACACUUUUUCCAGUCGGGAAACAACUCCUCUCGCUUAUUCUCAUCCUUGGCAACGAUUUCCGGCAUCCGUCCACCUCUCCCAACGAAAUUCGUGCUGCGAAUGCUUUUCGAAAUAUCUUCGAGCUUUUUCUGCAAACAGAAAGCGUAACCGUUUGGAUUUUGUCAAGAGUUCAUUCCCGAGUCGAACAGGCAGGUUGGGAAUGAAAAAUCGGAGUUCGGCAGGCCAUCAAGCUCAAGUCUCAUGAAAGGUAGGCCGUGUAUUGGAGGCUCUGAGGCUCCGGGCAGGAAUUUGGCCACGACUCAGCUUGAUUUAGGGCACAUUCCGGCUGCGGCUGCUUAGAAUUCAAGACAAAAUGAGGAUAAUCGGAUUCUGCGAUGUGUGCAGAGCCGUUUGUGGAGGGAUCUGACCAGGUGUGCGAGUGACCUCCACUGCUUUGAGCCGCACAAGACAGCCCCGGUUCAAGGAUUUGCCUUCACGCAGUCCCUGUGAAUGGUCUAACGGGGGGAUUCAUGCGAAUCAGGUGAUCACAACUGGCUGUUUUGCUUACAAUUUAGCUGAUUGUGCGAAAAAUUACACGAGGAAUCCUUCAAAGCGCAUCCAUACACACACCCACAUACUCAGCUUCAUUCCAUUGUUGUUUGCCUUGCAAAAACAGAAACAAAAUUAGAAGUUAUGAUAAAUAAUAUCUAAAUUGUUGAAUCCCUAUGUUCUAGCUAGUGAAUUCUUCCUACAAUUCUCUAUUAAAAGUGUAACCUAAUUCAAUGAUUUUUUACUUAUAUUUGCAUAGAAUAUAUUAUAACCAAUCAUUCUGUACACAAAAGAUUUUUAUUAUUGUUGUGUUUGGUUCA